AUGGAGGCGCGUACGACGGACGAAGACACGCCCUUGUUACGGCCCGAGGCGUCUGCUGGCCGUCCAACUGGCGCGCCGAGUCCGUCUUCGCGGACGGCUGCUAGCGACAGCGUAGGCACUGCCCGGGACAGUCUCCAGAAGACAGAGCUCGAGCUGAACGUGGACAAGAUCUCGGUCCUCGCGUGCCCCUCGGCACGUCCGACGUACGGCAGUGCAGACGGCGCGUACAACCACUACGCGGACCAGCCGCUGCACGAGACGCUGCAGACCAACGAUGAGCUCAAUAUGCUCGAGCCGUACUUUGACGUGACGCCGUCGCGACUGCGUGUGGCGUUCGAAGGGUCGGGGACCGAAGGCGAUGGCGAGCUGAGCUACGAGGGAUUCCGUGCUGCGCUCAAGACGCUCGGGAUCCGGUGCCUCGACAACGCUGUGUUUGCUCAGCUGGUCGAGAGCAUUGACAAGGAACAGCGCGGCCGGAUCACGCUCUUGCAAUUCGACGCGGCAGUGCAUCGCCUGAAGCUCAUGCACAUGUUUGACGAGGGCACUGUGCCCGAAGUGAGCUCAAUGGAGGGGCAGCACGAAGCCGCGUUGUCCGUGUCGGACUUUUCGAGCACGAGGCUGCAGAGCUUUGUCUUGCGACAAAAGAACUUGCACGAGUUCUUUACAGCACACCGCCCCGAGUGGGUGAACGUGCGGUGGAUCAACUUGAAAGGCCGAGAUAGCUUGAACCUCAAGCGCCUCGCGAUCAAGUACCGACUGCAUCCGCUGGCGAUUGAAGACACGAUUGAAGGCCAUGAACGACCCAAGUUCGAUCGCUACGAUGGCCACUUGUUCAUUGUGUUUCCGGUACUGGGAAUGCGCGUGGCGUCGGACAAGGGACCUUUGCUAGAACGAAAGCGCAGUCGUCUGUACUCGGACACGCGGGGAACGCCCUUGCCGUCUUUUGUCAAGGAGAAGCGAGGAUCGCUUUACCGCAUCAUGAGCAUGGCGCCCGUCGACACCGAGGAGGAGGAGGAGGACGAGAACCCACUGAAGCUCUGCGUCGAGCACGUGUUUGUCUUCAUCAUCAACAACGAUACCGUCAUUACAGUCAAGAACGAAGGCGGCAGUGAUAUCUGGGCCGAACUCAAUCGCCGGCUGGCCGUACCGUACUCGAAGCUACGACACAACAACGCCAACUUCCUCGUGUACUCGGUGCUCGAUGUGAUCGUGGACCAGGUAACAAGUGUCGUUGACUCGAUCACCGAGUGCCUCAUCGAGCUCGAGAACCAGCUCAAUCAACAGCGACAUCGCUUCGAGUUACGGUCGCUGCGGCUGCUGAAGAACGAGCUCUUUGGACUUCCUCGAUUCCUCAAACCUGCUCGGGAGGUGCUGAAAAGCAUCAUCGAAAGCAAAGACUUUGAUGCCACUGUGACUGCCUACGUCCGCGACGUACACGAUCACGUGGUUCAGGUACUUGACGAUAUUGAACAGCAGCUCCAGAUGUGCCGCCAGCUCACGGAAGACUACCGUGACGCCAAGACCACUCAGAUGAACUACGUCAUCUACACACUCACUGUGGUCACGACCGUAUUUCUGCCUGGACAGUUUCUCACGGGCGUCUACGGCAUGAACUUUGACGACAUGCCUGAACUUCACGAGCGUUAUGGCUACGCUCUCUUUUGGAUCCUCGCCAUUGCCAUUGCGGCUGCGCUGCAGUUCUAUUUCCGCUACAAACAAUGGAUAUAG
Messenger RNA from Hyaloperonospora brassicae, 1728 nucleotides. The record is from the annotation of a GenBank genome assembly. Lineage: Eukaryota; Oomycota; Peronosporomycetes; Peronosporales; Peronosporaceae.